This is a messenger RNA of Acanthamoeba castellanii str. Neff, 690 nucleotides long. RefSeq lists its product as uncharacterized. The transcript is spliced from 5 exons. Bases 1 to 690 code for a protein of 229 amino acids. NCBI's taxonomy places the organism in Eukaryota, Discosea, Longamoebia, Acanthamoebidae. The record is from RefSeq and is a predicted model, not a curated record.
AUGAAGCUCCUCGCCUUGGCCGUCUUUGCGGCACUGUUCGCCAUCGCGACGUGCCAGGUCUACUACCCCUUGGACUCCGACCCCGAUAAGCCCCAGUGGCCGUCGACCUAUUCGGCCACUGUGGAGUGGCGGUCCAACCACCACCCCCACCACAAGUUCUUCCGCAUGUUCUGGGACGAGAAGAACUGCAGGGCACGCGUAGGCGGCAUGGUGAAGUGGAAGGGCAAGCACUACAAGAUGGAGGCCCUUUACUAUGGCAAGAAGAACGCGGCAUACUACAUCUUCUACGAGCGCGACCAGGUCAAGUGUUUCACGAUGGACCUCAAGAACAAGACCAUCAAAGGCUUGGACCUCUCCGAUGCCGACUACAAGGGGAUGGCUCUGGUGGAGUACCACCCGGUGUACCACUGGGAGAAGGACAUAGAGACCAAGGGGGACGACAAGAAGAAGGCCCACAUCAGGGUCUUUGACACCCAGGAGGACCGUGAGAUCAAGAAGCUGGACUACAGCAUGCACGACGAAAACAAGAUCGGCAGCAUGCUGUUCCACGAGGUGAACUACGGGCCGCAGGCCGACUCGCUGUUCAAGAUCCCCAAGCUCGUCAUGGAACAGUGCACCGAGAAGCUCGAGGACGUCGACAUCUACGACAUCACCGACCCCGUCGCCCUCCUCGCCCAGAUUCCCCACUGA